UCAGAAAUUGACAAAUAAAAAAGAAGUCAAGCAAGCAAAAAAAAAACUCUGAAAAGCAAUAUGUCAAAGAAUAGGAUUUUGGUAAACAAUCAAAGAAAAUUUUAAUUUUCUUACCAUUUCCCGGCCUAGAUGGAAGUGAAAAUGCAGCAUCGGACACGGGCACACAUGUUCCAGAUACAGGUCAAAGCGCUGAUCAAAACGCUGAAAUGUCUGCAGUCGGACGAUAAAUACCAAGCGCUACUGUUUCUGAUCUCGGCCAUCAAGUUGUACGUCAAGUUCCUGUAUAACGAUUGCCAGGAACGGCUCUGCAAGCCUGCAAUACUCAAAGAGUUGAACAAUAUCGAAAAUGUGAUUGUGCUAAACCUGCUUAAAUCGCGUAGUGCACCAGCGUCCGGCUCGUCGCUGUCGGUUGCUACCGGCCACACGACCGUCUCCUCGUACGGUGAUGAGAUUGUAGGAAAAUCGUGUCUAGAUAUCGAUACCAGCACCAGUGUACGGUGCACGGAUGUGUCGCUCGGGAGUGACGGUUUGCUACUGAUGCACCCGCACCGAACCACCGCCGCCCACAGCUUGCCCGCACUUGCCCCCUGGGACCUACGGGGGAAGCUACUGCGAGGUAAUCUGUUCGAUGGGUUGCCACUGACCGGGAGCGCUAGCCUUGGCACGGAACUGAUCAGUAAAGGUGGUUCGCUGCUAAAGACGGGUCAGCGCGUUGCAAGUGGAAAUCGGUGGUUGGGAAAUGUGCGUAUGAAUCGUGCGCUGGUUCGUAUGAUCGCUAAUCACGACUUUAAGCUGCUGUUCAACAUGUUCGAGCAAAGCAUCUUUCCGGCGUGGAAAAUUUACAAAAAUGAACGAAUAUUCGUACGGAAACGGCCUGCUCUAACGACGGUAACGGUACGCACUUCGCUUCCCGCCAUUUGUUACGGAAGCGGAUCGUCUCACUCGCCUCCCGCCACCUACAUCAAAAAGGAGGAGUUCGAUUUCGAUCCACCGUACUCGAUUACGGAUGAUCAUAGCUUCGAGGAGCUGAAGGAUGAGGACGAUGAGGAUCUGUUGCUGAUGAAGGAAGACGAUUCGAUAGACAAUUCGAACGAAAUCUUCUCGGAGGAGGAAUCUUCGACGAACAACACCUCACUGAUGCUGUCGUCCGAUACGAACACGCUGGACACGAACGAUUCGAGUAUGGUUUCGCACGAGCGCAACAAGGAGCAGGUGUACCAGUGCUUACUAUGUGAUAAAAGCUAUAGGAAACGCAAAUCUCUUGUCAUCCACUUUAGUCACCAUCCGGGCUUCUGUCCCGAUUGUGGCAAACAGCGAGGAGUAACGUCCGAGGAAAUCGUCGAGCACAACCGAAUCUAUCACAAAAACCGGCCUCACAUAUGCGAACACUGCGGGGAAACCUUCACACGGAAUCAACAGUAUCAGAUACACGUCCAGGGACAUUUUAUAAGUAAAGAUAGAGUAGCGGAGCAAAAUUGUAAAAAAACUCACAAGUACAGCUGUAAAACAUGCAGUAUCGUGUUUAACAAUCAGAAGUAUCUCGAAAAGCACAUCCAGAAAACCAACCACCAGGCGGAAGGUUUGGUGUGUGACAUUUGUGGUGCAAUAUUUUCCAACAGUAUCAAACUCAGCCAGCACGUCAGUCGCACUCAUCACAACGUGUUUACACCGAAAGCUUCCUUAGAAAGGAGUAUGCUCCUGCAGGGAACAAGCGUUACGGAUAAAGCGUACACCUGUGAACAGUGUGGCGCUUCGUUUCUCUCACAACCAUCACUACGGGAACACAUCAAACUAUCACAUUCCGUUCCGGAAAACAAAUUCGAGUGCAAUAUUUGCAACAAACUGUUUGCCGCCAAACGGUCCCUCAAACGCCAUAAACUUUGCCAUUCGGACGAGCGCGCCUUCCGCUGUACGGUGGAAAAUUGCAAGGAAUCGUACAAAAAUCAGUCACACCUUGCCCGCCACAUGAAGACGGCUCACCACAUUGAUCCACCUUCGAAACGGUUACAGAAGGCAAAGGCGGCAGCAGCAGCGGCGGCCGCAUCUUCCGGGGUAACAAAUACAGCGACCGCUGCAUUAGUCGAUCCUAGCUCGACCAGUGCGGACUUUAUCGCGCACGGGGACGGUACAACGCUGAUGGGUGGCGGAGGAUCGUGUGAUUCGCUCAAGGGAAUUGGUGGCACGUUGAAGAAGUCGCUUGGAAGUAGUGAAAAAUCGCUUGGUGACAGUAGCACCAACUUUAGCGAUAAUCUCUCAUCGUUUAAUUACGAGUUUUCCGAUGCGACUACGGCCGGAACGUCAACGCCAGCGCUUGCCGCUACAUUGAGUGGUGAUGGAGGUGGGACAGGCUUGCUUACUGGUGCUAACAGUACGCUCACGAGCAAUCGUACGUCAGCGUUAACUUGUGCCGUUAGUGGACCGCAAGGUGCGUUUAACGAUCCCGUUAUUAGCUUCGGUGCGAAUAAGCCACAGCCUCAGCAGCAACAUCAGCAACAGCAACACCUCGGAGCAUGGCAGAAUCUCGAGUUCGCUUCUGCGGCAACGCAUCGAUCGGCAGCACUUCCAGGCGGUGUCGGUGGUAUGCAACCGCUCCAGGAUCAACUGGCAACGACCGGUAGCUUUAUGGAUGGUGGUGGCCAUCAUCCACACAUGCAAAACCAUCAAACCAUGCAGCAGCACCAACCGCCACAGCACCAUCACGGACAACCAGGCUCGAUCACGAAUCAGAUGAUUGGUACGGGAAGUAAUUUUAUGACCACGGGAACCAGUUUACCGACAGUAGUAGCGAGGAGAUUCCCUCUUCCCGAGGCUAAUUUCAUGUGCGAACACUGCGACGAAACCAACUUCAUUAACGCGCAACAGUACCAGCUGCACGUGCAGGACCAUUUCUCUGCCAAGGAGGGUAAAGAUCAUCCCAGCAAAAAGCUGUUACGGUUAAUCUGUAAAACAUGCAAUUUGGUGUUUGCCACUGGAGCACAGCUCGAUCGGCACAUACAGAAAACGAACCAUCACACCGAAAGCAUCGCGUGUGAAGUUUGUAGUGCAAUAUUUAACUCCAACCUCAAGGUUUACCAGCACAUGUUAAAGAGUCACAAGAAUGAUGUUUGGUUUGCUUGUGAACAAUGCUCAAAGGUUUUCAUAUUGAAACAGGACUACGAUAAGCACCAGCUAGUGCACCAAACGGUGACGGAUCGAUCGAUCAUCUGCGAGCACUGUGCAUCGUCCUUCCUGACCCAGGAAGCGCUAAAGGAACAUAUCAAAAUUGCCCAUUCGAUGGAUAAGAAAUACAAAUGCAACAUUUGCAACAAACUGUUCGCUGCUCGUCGAUCGCUCAAACGCCAUAAACUGUGCCACGAGGAGGAGGCCGCCUUCCGAUGUCCGGUCGACGGUUGCAAGGAUGCCUUCCGUACGGCAGCAAACCUGGCCAAGCACAAAAAGAUGGCCCACCCAGCGACGGGACUGGUUGCGGUUUCGGCGGGCAUGAAUGUGAUGGUGCACGAUCCAAUCGCCGAUAAGGUUGGUGCGGGCCUUGGGAUGCCUUCCGGGGUUAAAAUGCUACCGGGCACGUCCAAUGUUCCCGUUGGUGGUAGUGGUGGUGGUGGAGUAACGAUGAAGGGUAUGGAGAAGGUAGCGUUACACCACCAGGAAGCUUCCGGUGUGACCAUGUCACCGGGACCGCAGACGAAUGUGAUGGGCGGUCAGCUUGCUGCAGCAAAUCCAAUGAUGGGACUAAAUUCUGGGCCCGCGGGUAUUAAGACGGACGGACGAUCAUCCGCUGGCGGUAUGAUGGUGGUGCCUCCGUCACGAACCAGCAGCGCUGGCAGUAGUGUCGGAAUGGGUGGCAUUAACAAUGGGAGUAGUGGUGCUAACAUACCGUACAAUCCGUAUGAUGCUGGAGGAAUAAACUACAAUAGUGUAUUAGGACCACCAGGCGUUGGGACGAGUGGACCUCAUCAUUCCCAUCACCAUCAUCACCAUCACCUUCAACAGCAGCAACAGCAACAGCAACAGCAACACCAACAGCAGCAAGCUCAGCUUGUGCAGCAGCAUCAUCCGCAGGCUCACUCACAUCACCAUGCUCAAUCUCAGUUUGUUGGAAUGGGCGGUAAUCCAGUUAGCUCCUCUGGCCUCCAUUACUCAGCGCGGGGCGCUGCCGGUGCUGGAGGAGGUAGCGGACCAGUCAGCACUCCGGAACAGCAAUCCGUUUCAAUGGCGUAUCGCAUGGGAGAUUCCACUGUUCCAGGAUCUGCUGCAACUGCCACAACAAACUCCGCCAACAUUCCAUACGGGUACAGCCAGAUGAACAAUGCGUUCGAUUGGCAGGGUAUGGAGAUGGGAACGACGGCCAAUGCUGAGCCAGGCCUAAUAAGUGGAUCACCCGCUGGACAAUCGCAAGGUGCUCCCGGUAGUAGCGGUACCAUGAAGAGUGCAAGUAGCAAUAAAUAUUACAACCCAAUGCAUGAAGCAGGCGGUGGUGGAGCGACAGGUACGUCAGCGGUUGGCGGUAGCCCUUCGACGGGUUUUCUUUCGCCUCAGCAGCUGCAGCAUCAAUCUCCUCAUCACGCCCAACACAUGCAGCAUCAUGCACAGCAAGCAGCGCAACUUCAGCAGCAGCAGCAGCAGCAGCAACAACAUCUUCCACACCACGCACAUCAUGGACAACAGGUUGGUGGUGGAUUACAGAACAAACCUGUUCAAGACCAGCAUAAUACCCAUCAGCAGCAACAGCAUAUGAUGAGUAUGAACAGUCAGGACAUGAUGGGCUAUCAGGAUAUGUGGAACGCGAAUAUGAUGAAAAUGGACUUCCAAGACGAAGGAAACAAUGCAAAUACGGCGAGCAGCGGUGCAUACAGCAGCUUGGGAAAUAUUCUUAACAAUUUGGAAAUGAUGGGCGGUAGCAAUAGUACUUUCGAGCAGCAACAACAACAGCAGCAACAGCAACAACAACAGCAAACCCAGCAGCAAGGCUAUGACAUGAUAUCCACCCCACGUACAAGCGCUGACACUCAUCCACAGAGAGUGCAGUCCGCCCAAUCGCCCGUAUUAACGCCUCAACAAGUACAACAUCAUCAACAUCAUCACCAGCAGCAGCAACAGCUGCACCAACAGCAACAACAGGCACAUGCGAAAGGUAGUCACUACCACAAGCAGCAGCAACAUCCAUCACACGGACACGCCACCACUCAAAUGCUGCCCGCUGGUGUAGAGCCGGGCCAACUGGUGAACCAGCACCAUCAUCAGCAUCAGCAAUACUUUCCCGAACAUCACGGUGGGCCGCAUCAGCAGCAGCAGCAACAGCAGCAGCAACAAAUUGGUGCGCCACCACCUUUGGGUACGAUGCCCCAUUCAAAAUCGCUCGAUCACUAUCAGGACGCAAAUAGUGCGGCUGCUGCUGCUGCUGCUGCCGCAUCGGCCGGCAACAUGUACGGCAUGAAUGUGUACAUGCAGCGACACUCCAUUGAUCAACCCUAUCACUAUACGAUCGCAACGCCCUACGGUGGUGCGCAGGCUGUUUCAUCGGCAAGCGCCAUCCAACCAACGUUCGACGGUGGUCCGCUCGAUGGAAUGCUAGCGUGUGGUGGGGGAGUAGUGGCUGGCGGUGUAGGCGCCGGUGUUGCCGGUACCGGUGUAAGUUGCGGCAGUAACAAUCAUCCUUAUAAUAAUGUUCCAGGGAGCGGCAGCACCAGCGGACGCUAUCCACCGAUGCCGUACGCUGGCAAUGCAAACUUCCCGAUGGGAAUUCCACCCGGACCGAUGUUUAUGAAUGGUGGGGGCCAGAUGAAGCAUCUACAGAAUGGGAUGGUGGAAGGAUGCGGAUCCGGGUAUCGGCAUGCGGCAAUGAACCUGGGCUACCCAUCGUAUCGUGGCCCGAACGGUGCUAUGAUGUCUGGAUCGUACUACCAUCAAUCGCCGAUGGAUGCUUCAAUCUACGGUGGUACCUCAAUAGCAACCCAAACGGCCGCCUACGGUUCGACAGCCCAGCCAGGAAGUUCGAUACUAACCAGCAAGAAAAAAAUGCACGAUGAUUACGAUAUCGUGUCGAGUAGUGUGCGCCGAUGCAACGAUGCCACGUUACGUUCCGGUAGUGGAUGUGCCAAAAAGUUGGACCGUUAUCACAAAAAUUCUGAGCUGCUGAUUGAUUACGAGAGCGAUAUGUUGCCGGAAGCGUUGGCCGAACGGAAUCUGAAAGAGCAGCAGCAGCAACAGUAUCAUCACCAUCAUCACUAUUUGCAUCAUCAGACGUCACGCAACUCACGGCAAUCGGACUUCGACAGCUACGAAGACGAGCAGCUACAGCGCGAACAGGAGCAGAGUAGCAGCAAUGCUGCAGCGCGUCGGAUUUCGAGCAAAAAUCAGGACGGAAUCGGAUGCUACGAAACGUGGAACUAUGUGUAUCAAAAUUUGGAAAAGCAAGGCUACACAAAGGAUCUGGGAGAAAGGGGCGAUUUUUUGGUGGAUGAACUGGACGAUGGUGACGAUGACAGGAUGGAAGAGGAAGAGGAUAUUCGUCGAUCGUCAAGACGCAGGGCGGAGCUGGUGGAUGAUGUGCAUGGACACUCGAGCAGAAGAGAAUCGACCAAUAACGCUUCCACCAGCACGACGCUGCGCCGCAAUCACAACGAGAAGCUAAAAGCGAUGAAACCGAAGGCUGCCGACAAGGUGGACGGUAUAAUCCGACAGUCGUCGGCCGGUGUGGCGAAGCAAAGUGCCGCAACGGAAAACCGUACACGACACGAACGACACCCUUCGUCUGGUUCAGCGGUCACUUCCGCCAGUAUGGUGCAGAAGGUGGCAAAAAUGUCGCUUUCCAACAAUGCCACAACCGAUGAUCUGUUGGGGUUGGAACAGAACGGUAAACCCGAUGUCGCCAGCAUCCACAACAAUAGCCGACGGAAUUCGGUGACGAAAAAACAAAUCACACCUCAGGGCUCUGGUUCUUCCUCGUCCACCACGGGCGGUGGUCCGGUGGUGAAGGAAACGAAAAAUAACAGUACGAGCACGGGCAUUUUGGUCAACAGCCAUCACCACCACGGUGCGUUGAACAGCAGCAUCGGAAGUGGUUAUCCGAGUGCCGGCGGUGGUAAUAUAGCGCCCGCGAAGAAGAAAACGGCCACAUUCGAUACCGGUGCGGUAACGAUCAUCAACCCUAGCCCGACAGGUGGCAGUCCCGGUAGUGCUGCCGAAUGGAAUUGCAAUUUCUGUACCUACCUAAACCCGGAUGUCAAACGCAUCUGUGAUAUGUGCUCCAAGAGUCGUGACUUUCGGCUCGAUGGAACGGCUGCGACCGGUACCACGACCACCACCAGCAAUGGGACAACGGCAACUUGUGUUUAA
Messenger RNA from Anopheles maculipalpis, 7335 nucleotides. RefSeq lists its product as uncharacterized. The record is from RefSeq and is a predicted model, not a curated record. Lineage: Eukaryota; Metazoa; Arthropoda; Insecta; Diptera; Culicidae. The coding region runs from base 130 to 7335 and encodes 2401 amino acids. Gene Ontology annotation, biological process: regulation of transcription by RNA polymerase II. The transcript has 13 exons. Gene Ontology annotation, molecular function: RNA polymerase II transcription regulatory region sequence-specific DNA binding; DNA-binding transcription factor activity, RNA polymerase II-specific. Gene Ontology annotation, cellular component: nucleus.